UAUUUAUGAAUGAGAAAAAAAAAAAAAAAGACGUACUCGAACGAAGAUCCCCAAAAGAUUUUCUCUCUGCUCAAAUUUGAAAUUCGCUACUUCCUUAUCUUAAUCCUCUCUUUCGCCGUGAAUUCAUGGAGCAACAACCGGAAAAGCUAGACGACCGGACCUUCCCGGAGCGCAAAGGACAGAAGAGAAAACUGGAAGAAGGAGAUGAGCGGGAGAUCUCCGCUGUAGCCACCGACGGAGGCGAGGCGCUCCUCCGAGUGGUCGCCACUCAAGUAUCCGUACUGAGCUCCACUUUGUCCUGGAAAGAAGCCGAUCGCACCGCCGCAAAACGCGCCAUCCAAAUUCUAGCUGAGCUCGCCAAAAACGAAGAUUUUGUUGACGUGAUUGUCGAGGGAGGGGCUGUUCCACUUCUCGUUGAGCAUCUACAGGCUCCGCCGUACGGUGAUGGGGCUCUAAAACCAUUGGAACAUGAGGUAGAGAAAGGAAGUGCGCUUGCUCUUGGUUAUCUCGCAAUCAAGCCAGAGCACCAGAAGCUAAUAAUUGACUAUGGUGCAUUGCCCCAUCUUUUGAAUCUAUUGAAGAGAAACAAAAAUGGUUCUAGUUCUCGAUCUGUUCUCAGAAGGGCGGCUGAUGCUAUCAUCAAUCUUGCCCAUGAGAAUAACACUAUCAAGAACCUUGUUAGGUUAGAAGGAGGUAUUCCGCCUCUUGUGGAGUUGCUUGAAUUUGCUGACUCAAAAGUUCAGCGAGCAGCAGCAGGGGCAUUGAGAACCCUCGCGUUUAAAAAUGAUGUUAACAAGAACCAAAUAGUUGACUGUAAUGCUCUUCCAAUGUUGAUCUUACUGCUAGGAUCAGAGGACGCUACGGUACAUUAUGAAGCGGUUGGUGUUCUUGGCAAUCUAGUACACUCCUCUCUAAACAUUAAAAAGAAAGUUCUUGAUGCCAGGGCAUUGCAGCCUGUAAUCAGUCUUCUCAGCUCUUGUUGCCCUGAGAGCCGGAGAGAGGCAGCUUUGUUAAUUGGUCAAUUUGCUGCUUCUGAUUCUGAUUGCAAGGCACACAUAGUACAAAGGGGGGCUGUCUGUCCUUUGAUUGAGAUGCUUGAGUCACCAGAAGUUAAGUUGAAGGAAAUGUCAGCCUUUGCGUUGGGGAGACUGGCACAGGAUUCCCACAAUCAAGCUGGAAUUGCUCAUAAGGGUGCCCUAGGACCUUUAUUGAAGCUUCUAGAAUCAGAAAAUAUAUCUCUGCAACGCAAAGCUGCAUUUGCUCUUUAUGGUCUUGCUGAUAAUGAGGAUAAUGUGUCUGCUUUUAUCAGCGUGGGAGGCGUCCAGAAGCUUCAAGAAGGAAAGUUUAUUGUUCAAGCAAUUAAAGAUUGUGUUUCCAAAACAGUAAAAAGAUUAGAGGGGAAGAUUCAGGGAAGAGUUUUAACACAUCUAUUGUACCUGAUGCGCAAUUCAGACAAGCUUAUCCAAAGACGUGUUGCUCUUGCUCUUGCCCUUCUCUGUUCCCCAGAGGAUCAGCGAACCAUAUUCGUUAAUGGCAAUGGAUUGGAGUUGCUCCUUGGACUUCUUGAUUCUACAAACGCUAAGCAGCAACUUGAUAGUGCUGUAGCUCUAUACAAUCUAGCAAAUAGAUCUAUGGCGCUUUCUUUAGUCGAUGCUGCUCCUCCAUCUCCAACACAAAUGGUAUAUCUUGGAGAGAAAUAUGUAAAUAAUGCUACGUUGUCUGAUGUGACCUUUCUAGUUGAAGGCAGGAGAUUCUAUGCUCACAGAAUUUGUCUGCUGGCAUCUUCAGAUGCAUUUCGUGCAAUGUUUGAUGGUGGCUACCGAGAAAAAGAUGCAAGAGAUAUCGAGAUUCCAAAUAUUCAAUGGGAAGUUUUUGAGUUAAUGAUGAGGUUUCUAUACACGGGUUCAGUCAACAUCACAAAAGAGAUUGCAGAAGAUCUUCUAAGAGCAGCGGAUCAGUAUCUCUUGGAGGGGCUCAAGCGACUCUGUGAAUACAUUAUUGGUCAGGAUAUAACGGUGGAGAACAUAGGGAGCAAGUACGAUCUCUCAGAAGCAUUUAACGCAAAGUCGCUGAAGCAGACUUGUAUCUUAUUCAUCCUUAAACACUUUGAUAAACUGAGUUUAAAACCCGGGACUAACCAAUUGGUGCAGCGAACAAUCCCAGAGAUACGCCAAUUCAUGUAUAGAGUCCUCAACAAGACUACUAAUUUGUGAAGUUUUCGUCGUGCAGAGAAGCAGACACAGUUAGGUCUUAUCUUAGGUCCUAAUUACUAAGUUAGUCUAAUAAUUAUUCCAAAUAGCACUGCUUUGGUUGAUUUUGUCAUUGUAUGGACGAUACUGCUUGAAUUAGUCGUUAAAUAAUAAAAGAAUAAAACAUUUUAACU
Molecule: messenger RNA, 2383 nt
Organism: Arabidopsis lyrata subsp. lyrata
Lineage: Eukaryota; Viridiplantae; Streptophyta; Magnoliopsida; Brassicales; Brassicaceae
Product: ARM REPEAT PROTEIN INTERACTING WITH ABF2
Exons: 19
Coding region: 126-2213 (695 amino acids)
Molecular function (GO): protein binding
Source: RefSeq, a predicted model, not a curated record